AAUAAACAAUACUGAAUUUUAAACAGACCUGUAGGCUUACGUGUGUCAACAAACACAAUUAGCAGGGGAACCAGUUAAAACAAAACUUUGAAUACCCAAAAUCAAGCAUGAACAACUGUUCAAAAGUUGGAAUAUAUAACCAUGACGACUGUUGCGAAAGCUCAACAUAAGAUGUAUUUGUCCCUAUGCAUCAUUGUUUCAGUCUUCUUACCCAUAAUUUACUCCGGAAGCCUAUAUAAGAUGCCAACAGCUUGUCUAGCAACAUGUCCCACGAUUAAAACAGUGAAAUCCUGUCCAGUCAACAAAGAAGAGAAGGAGGAAAGAGAAAGAUUAUUAGCCUGUGAAAAAAUAAACCAGAAUUGUACUGAAGCUGCUAAAUUCAAGUAUCACUGCCUUAUGAACGAAAGGGGGGAACUUGUUGAACUUUGUGCACCUAUGGUCUGCAUCUUAGGGAGAGUAUGUGCAGAGUUCAACCUUGGGGGAGGUCUUAUUCAGGAACUCCAUACAAAGAAUUGUAAAAAUUGCCCAUUCCUGUAUGAUUCGUCUACAUUGUUCGAAUAUCAAGAGUGUUUUCCUCAUUCAACAUAUACGAAGAGAAAAUAUUCAAAGGAAAAAACGCAUAAGAGCAAUCCUGGUGGCACAUACUCCAUUUUGUUAGUGUUUGGGAUUCUUGGCCUGGUGUUUUUAUGUUCCUUUUCCGUAUUUCUCUAUUGUUCAAAAGCUUCUAACAUGAAACCAUCUAAGGACAGUUCAAUUGAAGAAGCCUUAUGUGAUUGAAUGAGACUUCUGAUCAUCAAUAUCAAUACAUCAAAUAGAGACAGUAAUGAACAAAUGUGGAAUCGUAGUAUGUGGUUCCUGCGUAUUUUCAUCGUCAUUUUCUUGAAUUCAACAUAUUGCAUGUUUUUUUUCCAUUAAUUAAGUAUUAUAAAUCACUAUUGUCAUAAAGCAUUGAUGAACAUUUUUCUACAGGCUGUUUUUAAAUAGUUUGAUGCAUAAAUUUUUCUGUAUUAUGGACAUAUUUCUCUAUAUAAAUAUUUCCUUUCUGUUUAUUAUGAUUUGGAAAUAUAUCGUCAUCCAACAAAUGUAAAUGAUAUGAAUGUUUCAAAUUUCAUUUAUUUUGUAGAGUUAAUUUCUAUUCAGAUAUCUGGGAAUUAAUUGCUAUGAUAUAUUUCUUUUAAUGCUUACGUGAGGAUAACUAAUUGAUCACUUGUUUUAUGCAAACAUUAUCUCAUACACUUAACAAAUCUUCUAAGGGUUCACUCUAAUAAAAUAUUUUUAAGCUCUGAAUGACCGUCACUUAUUACUUGACUGAAUAAGUAGAUGUAGAUCUGCGGUGCAUUAAUCAGUAGCUAUAAAGUGUAUGAUUUUAAGUGUAGAUUAUGUAUGACAAGAAAUUUACGCUAGAGUAGCGACAGCAUAUAUCUAAGAAAUCGUUUGAACGAAAGACAUUAAAUUAUGAUUUCUGAAAUGUAUAUGUGAUGUAACAGAGAAAGAAAAGUAAACGAUAUUGUUGAAAUGCGAAAAAAAAAUCUCCGGCUGAUUUAACAUUAAAAUGACGUAGCGAUGAUACUUCAGGUCGAUAGACAUAUGCAUGAUUAUAAUUUCGCUUCAACUUGUCUAAUUAUCCUUAAAAAAUUUAAUUUUCUCAUCUUUUUUUAUGUUCUAAAAAAUGUUGACGAAUUUUCAUGCAUUUAUUAAAACAUUUAAUAAUCGAG
Saccostrea cuccullata (small rock oyster) is the source of this 1715-nucleotide messenger RNA. RefSeq lists its product as uncharacterized. Lineage: Eukaryota; Metazoa; Mollusca; Bivalvia; Ostreida; Ostreidae. The coding region runs from base 142 to 777 and encodes 211 amino acids. The record is from RefSeq and is a predicted model, not a curated record. The transcript is spliced from 7 exons.